AUCUAGGCUGGAGUUUGCCAUUCAAAUAAAAGAAAAUGAUGAGUGAUGCAAGUGACAUGUUGGCUGCGGCGUUGGAACAGAUGGAUGGGAUUAUAGCAGGUUCGAAGGCCCUGGAAUAUUCCAAUGGGAUUUUUGAUUGCCAGUCUCCCACCUCCCCAUUCAUGGGAAGCUUGCGAGCACUGCACUUGGUGGAAGAUCUGCGUGGGUUGCUGGAGAUGAUGGAGACUGAUGAGAAAGAAGGCUUGAGAUGCCAGAUCCCUGAUUCAACAGCAGAAACACUGAUUGAAUGGCUUCAGAAUCAAAUGACAAAUGGACAUCUACCUGGGAAUGGAGAUGUAUAUCAAGAGAGGCUAGCACGCUUAGAAAAUGAUAAAGAAUCCCUCGUUCUUCAGGUAAGUGUGUUAACUGACCAGGUGGAGGCUCAGGGGGAGAAGAUUCGCGAUCUGGAGUUUUGUCUUGAGGAGCACCGGGAGAAGUUGAAUGCCACGGAAGAAAUGCUGCAGCAGGAACUUCUGAGCAGGACAUCUUUAGAAACUCAGAAAUUGGACCUGAUGGCUGAAAUCUCUAAUUUGAAAUUAAAGCUGACUGCUGUGGAGAAGGACAGACUGGAUUAUGAAGAUAGGUUCAGAGAUACUGAGGGACUAAUGCAAGAGAUCAGUGAAUUGAGGCUAAGAGUCAGUGAGAUGGACAGUGAAAGACUUCAGUAUGAAAAAAAGCUUAAAUCAACCAAAGAUGAACUGGCAACUCUGAAAGAACAACUGGCAGAGAAGGAAUCUGAAGUAAAAAGGUUACAAGAAAAGUUGGUUUGCAAGAUGAAAGGAGAAGGUGUUGAAAUUUUUGAUAGAGAUGAAAAUUUUAAAAAGAAGCUCAAAGAAAAAAAUAUUGAAGUACAAAAAAUGAAAAAAGCUGUGGAGUCGUUGAUGGCAGCCAAUGAAGAAAAGGAUCAGAAAAUAGAAGAUCUCCGACAGUGCCUGAACAGGUACAAGAAAUUGCAAGACCAAGUCAUGCUGACUCAAGGUAAAAAAGGCAAAGAUGGUGACUAUGAAGACCUGCCCAAUUCUGGUUCCAUCUCUGCUUUGUUGGAUGCCCAGGGCUUCGGGGAUCUAGAGAAAAGUCCAUCACCUAUUCCGGCCCUAGGCUCUCCAAGCCACGACCCAUUUAACACGAGUAUUCCAGAGGAGUAUCACACGAACAUCUUGCAAGUUUCAAUCCCUUCACUGCUGCCAGCAUCUAAAGGCUUGGAAACUUCUGAAAAAGCAAAAUUGCCUCCUAAACUUGAGACUUCUUUUGAAGAGAAUGAUGGAAAAAUAACGCUUGAUGUCACUGUUGAAACUCAGCGUUGUGAUAGUUCUUUGCCAUCAAGUCUACAAAAGUCCACCAGCCUGGGCAAUCUGAAGAAGGAGACCUCAGAUGGGGAAUCGGAGUCUAUUCAGAAGCCUAUAGAGAGUAAAGCUCCAGGCGAACGUACCGUAGGGACCCUCCCUCCCAAAGCUCCGGGACACGAUGCCUCCAUGGAUGACAACCCCUUUGGCACUCGGAAAGCCAGAUCUUCGUUUGGUCGGGGCUUUUUUAAAAUAAAAAGUAACAAGAGGACAGCAAGCGCACCAAAUUUGGAUCGUAAACGAAGUGCCAGUGCACCUACCUUAGCUGAAACAGAAAAGGAGGCAUCGGAGCACCUGGAUCUGGCUGGCAUGUCUUCUCGGCCUAAAGAUUCACAAGGCAGUAGCCCCUUCCAGAUACUACCACCAUCUCCAGAUACCAGAAAGAAACCCAGAGGGAUCAUGAAGCUCUUUGGAAAACUUAGAAGAAGUCAGUCAACCACAUUCAACCCAGAUGACAUGUCUGAGCCUGAAUUUAAAAGAGGAGGGACACGGGCAACUGCAGGACCUCGCUUGGGUUGGUCUCGAGAUUUGGGACAAUCAAACAGUGACUUGGAUAUGCCUUUUGCCAAAUGGACCAAGGAGCAGGUUUGCAGUUGGCUGGUAGAACAGGGCUUGGGGUCCUACCUGAAUUCUGGCAAGCACUGGAUUGCUUCUGGCCAAACGCUUUUGCAGGCUUCUCAGCAAGACCUAGAGAAGGAACUUGGAAUCAAGCAUUCACUUCAUCGAAAGAAACUCCAGCUAGCACUGCAGGCCCUGGGUUCUGAAGAAGAAACGAAUCAUGGGAAGCUGGAUUUCAACUGGGUCACUAGAUGGUUGGAUGAUAUUGGGCUCCCCCAGUAUAAGACUCAGUUUGAUGAAGGACGGGUAGAUGGCCGGAUGCUGCAUUACAUGACUGUGGAUGACUUACUGUCUUUGAAAGUAGUGAGUGUGCUUCACCAUCUUAGCAUCAAAAGAGCCAUCCAGGUCUUGAGAAUAAACAACUUUGAACCAAACUGUCUGCGGAGACGACCAUCUGACGAGAAUAGCUUCGCCCCCUCAGAGGUUCAGCAGUGGACCAAUCACCGUGUGAUGGAGUGGCUGCGCUCAGUGGACCUGGCCGAGUACGCUCCCAAUCUCAGAGGCAGUGGUGUCCACGGGGGCCUCAUGGUUCUGGAACCUCGUUUUAAUGUAGAAACAAUGGCUCAGUUAUUGAACAUUCCACCAAAUAAGACUUUGUUGCGGAGACAUUUGGCCACUCAUUUCAACCUUCUGAUUGGUGCAGAGGCCCAACAGCAGAAGCGCGAUGCCAUGGAGUUACCAGAUUAUGUCCUUCUCACAGCUACCGCCAAAGUGAAGCCAAAGAAAUUAACCUUCAGCAAUUUUGGGAAUCUGAGAAAAAAGAAACAGGAAGAUGGUGAAGAAUAUGUUUGUCCAAUGGAAUUGGGACAGACAUCAGGAAAUACAUCUAAGAAAGGAUUUAAAGCAGGGUUGGACAUCCACCUAUAUGAUGAUGAUGACUUGGACCGAUUAGAACAGAUGGAAGAUUCAGAAGGGACAGUGAGACAGAUAGGUGCAUUCUCUGAAGGCAUCAACAAUCUAACACACAUGUUAAAGGAAGAUGACAUGUUUAAAGAUUUUGCUGCCCGCUCCCCCAGUACCAGCAUUACGGACGAAGACUCCAACGUUUGA
Molecule: messenger RNA, 3050 nt
Organism: Elephantulus edwardii (Cape elephant shrew)
Lineage: Eukaryota; Metazoa; Chordata; Mammalia; Macroscelidea; Macroscelididae
Gene: PPFIBP1
Product: PTPRF interacting protein, binding protein 1 (liprin beta 1)
Exons: 28
Coding region: 36-3050 (1004 amino acids)
Biological process (GO): neuromuscular junction development
Cellular component (GO): presynaptic active zone
Molecular function (GO): protein binding
Source: RefSeq, a predicted model, not a curated record